Messenger RNA from Malaya genurostris, 4083 nucleotides. RefSeq lists its product as uncharacterized. Gene Ontology annotation, biological process: DNA integration. The record is from RefSeq and is a predicted model, not a curated record. Gene Ontology annotation, molecular function: nucleic acid binding. The transcript has a single exon. Bases 1 to 4083 code for a protein of 1360 amino acids. Lineage: Eukaryota; Metazoa; Arthropoda; Insecta; Diptera; Culicidae.
AUGCGUCGAGAGUCUUCUGAGUCGCUUUUAUCUUUGGUCGAUAGUUUCGAACGUAAUAUUUCCAUCUUGAAACGCCUCGGGGAACCAGCAGAUCGCUGGAGUUCGAUAUUAGUUUACCAGUUGAGCCUGCGUUUGGACAACCGUACCUUGCGAGAAUGGGAGCAAUAUUCUUCCAGAGAACCAGCUCGAGACGACGGAGUAGUGAAUGAUGGAAUGCCUCUCUACAUUGACAUGAUACGAUUCCUACAGGACUACGCCCGAAUGCUUCAGACUAUCGCACCCCAACACACAGCGAUGACUCAUAGACCGACAGAUUUCAAACCAAAAUCAAACGCCGCUGCUUAUGUCGCAGUAGAGCCUACUUCUCGAUCGUGUCUUAAUUGUGGUCAAGGUCAUUUUCUCGGGAAUUGUGGACAGUUCAGGAAAUUAUCGCCGCAUGAACGUCUCGAUUUCGCAAAAACUCAUCGCUUGUGCUUAAAUUGUUUGAAAACAGCGGCUCACAGUUGCAAGAACUGUCCCUCGUCCAAUUGUCGAAAAUGUGAUCGCAAGCAUAACACGCUUCUCCAUUUACCCCCUCUCGAUGGUUUACAUUUACCUGUUCUACAAAAGACAGUUUUCGGAUGGAUCAUUUCUGGAAAAUGUCAAAACACCAAUGAGAAGGCAUCUUUUGUGUCGUAUCAUGUAAGCCGCCUCGAUAAGCUGGAAGCCUUGGUGGGAAAAUUUUGGGAAUUGGAAUCGUGUGCGUCACCCAACAACUGGUCGCCUACGGAGCUUGAAUGUGAACAACAUUUCAAGAAAAACGUUAUACGCAAUGCUCAAGGCAGGUAUGUCGUAAAAUUACCUAAGAGAGUGGAAUUACUACCACAGCUGCAUGACAAUAGAUACAACGCACAGCGACGUUUUCUAUCGCUAGAGCGUAAACUCGAUUCAAAUAUCGAAAUCAAGAAACUUUAUCACGAGUUUAUCCAAGAGCGCAUCUCGCUGGGUCACAUGCAAGAAGUUCCACCAGCUGAGGAAGAUUUGUCCCCUCAAUAUUUCUUGCCGCACCACGCCGUAUUACGACUGAACAGUUCGACCACCAAGUUACGAACCGUGUUUGACGCUUCAUGCAAAUCGCAAUCUGGUAUAUCGCUCAACGAUGUCCUUUUAGUGGGACCAACGAUUCAAGAUUCGCUAAUUUCAAUAGUCAUGCGAUUUCGGAUGCACGCUUUUGUGGUGAGUGCGGACGUCGCCAAAAUGUACCGCCAAAUUUUGGUACAUCCUUCUGAUCAAGCACUACAAAGAAUCUACUGGCGGGAGUCUAAAGAGUUUCCGCUGAAAAUAUUCCAGCCUCGGACCUUGACCUACGGAACCAACAGCGCAUCCUUUCUUGCCACUCGGGUAAUUCAGCAGCUUGCUGAGGACGAGGCUAAAAAUUUCCCGCUCGCUGCGCCAGUAGUUCGUAAAGAUUUUUACAUGGACGAUAUGUUAACCGGUUCCAACGAUCUCAAAACCUUAAAGAACGUGUGCAUUCAAGUAACUGCUAUGCUAGAGUCGGCUGGCUUCCCGCUUAGAAAAUUCUCUUCUAAUUCUCAAGAGAUUCUCGAUCUUAUUCCCGUAUCGCAGAGAGAAACGAAAACUUUGCUAAAAUUUGACAAUCAUUCGUCUGUAAAUGCUCUCGGUCUACUUUGGGAACCAGCUUCCGAUUUUCUGAGCUGCAAAAUUCCGGAAUGGCCAAGAAUUAAAACGUAUACAAAACGCACCGUACUGUCCCGUAUGUCGAGCCUAUUCGAUCCGUUAGGAUUACUUGGUCCAGCAACCGUAAAGGCCAAGAUAUUUAUGCAGACGCUAUGGAAGACAACGUUAUCGUGGGAUUCCAACCUGCCCGUUCCGUAUCAAAUCGCUUGGGAAGAGAUACAAAGCCAAAUUCCUGAAUUGAAAGAACUUCGUAUUCCUCGUUUCGUUUUGUCGCUCCGUAGACCAAAAAUCGUCGAAAUGCACGGAUUCAGUGACGCGUCUGAACAAGCUUACGGCGCCUGCGUCUAUAUUCGUUCGAUCACCGAUGAUGGAUACUGUACAGUUCGGCUUUUCGCUGCCAAGUCAAGGAUAGCUCCUUUGGAGGUCAAGUCCAUCGCCCGUCUUGAGCUUUGUGCCGCCCUUCUCUUAGCAAAUCUAUCCCAAAUGGUUGCAGACACCAUCGCACACAACGGCAAAGUAUUUCUCUGGACCGAUUCAUCCAUCGUACUCCAUUGGCUGGCUUCGUCGCCGUCUAAAUGGCAAACAUUUGUUGCGAACCGUGUUGCGGAAAUUCAAAGGCUGACCACCAGUGGAAUCUGGAAACAUGUUCCCAGUAGUGACAAUCCCGCCGACCUAAUUUCGCGAGGAAUGUUUGUCUCGGAAUUGUACAACAGCUCUCUUUGGUGGAACGGGCCUAACUGGAUAACGUCUGUCGAUCAGCCUUGGCCUGAAACCGUGGUAGUACCCGUCCACGACUCGAUGUCGGAGGAAGUGCUCGAAAUUCGAAAGCUGGCCUUCUGUGUUACAGCUGACAAUGAUAAUCUUGUGAAACGUUACUCUUCAUUCACGCGUUUAUUGAGAAUCGGUUCACUUUGCCGUCGGUUCGCUAACAACAGCUCAACGAAUAAAGUUUCUCGUCUGGGACCGAUAUCCACUGUCGAAAUGCGUGAAGCUAUGUUAGCACUCGUACGCGUUGUUCAACAAGAGUGCUUUGCCCCUGAGAUAGCAUCUCUUUCUGCCAACCAAGAUGUACCUCGAUCGUCGACUUUGCGAUUUCUUCACCCAAUCCUCGAAGACAGCCUGAUACGUGUUGGUGGCCGGCUACAACAUGCAUCGAUCAGCUACGAUAGGAAGCACCCUUUAGUAUUACCAGUGAAACAUCCAUUAACGCUACUGAUCGCCGAAUCUGUUCAUCGGCGAACCAUGCAUGGCGGGCCACAGCUUACAUUAGCAAUCAUGAAACACGAGUUUUGGCCAUUGCGUGGUAGAGAUCUGGUACGGCGAGUAGUACACAGCUGCGUAACGUGUGCAAAGGCCAGGCCCAGGAAUCUCGAGCAACUAAUGGGACAGCUACCACCGGAGAGGGUUAAUCGAGCAUACCCCUUUCAAUACGUCGGAAUAGAUUUUGCGGGACCAGUGUAUCUCAAACCAAGCACACGCAAAGGAGCUCCUGUAAAAUCAUACGUUGCAGUGUUUGUUUGCCUGGCGGUCAAAGCAGCGCACCUUGAGCUCGUGUCGGAUCUCACGUCGGCUGCAUUCAUCGCGGCACUUCGUCGUUUCAUUGCGCGCAGGGGAUUGCCGAAUACCAUCUUCUGUGAUAACGCAACAAAUUUUACUGCAGCUCACAGGGAACUCAAAGACCUUCGACAGAUGUUCCUGUCGCAGCAUCACAAAAAUGCUGUUGUACUAGAAGCAAGUACCCAAAAAAUUGCUUUUCAUUUCAUACCACCACAUGCCCCUACGUUUGGUGGGUUAUGGGAGGCUUGCGUCAAGUCUUUCAAGCAUCAUCUUCGCAGAAUAGUUGGGAAUAGUCAGCUGCCGUAUGAGGCCUUUAGUACCGUGCUUGUGCAAAUUGAGGCAUGCCUUAACUCGCGACCAAUUACUCCACUGUCCAACGAUCCGAACGAUGAAGAAGCACUUACUCCAGGACACUUCAUCAUCGGACGACCGCUUUUAGCCGUACCUGAACCCGAUUUAGCGCACAUUCCAGAAAAUCGUUUGGAUCUUUGGCAGAAAACGCAAAGUCUCACGCAACACUUUUGGAAACGAUGGAGCAAGGAGUAUCUGUGUACCUUGCAGCUCCGGUACAAGUGGUCUACGGUGAAUCUAAAUUUGCUGAAAGAUUCCAUCGUUUUGAUUCGGGAUGACAAUCUCCCAGUUGGAAGAUGGUCGAUGGGCAGAGUAAUUUCUGUCAAUUUCGGAGAUGAUAACCUCGUUCGAGUUGCAACUGUAAAGAUUGCCGGUGUAGCCAAACCAGUAACACGUCCGAUUACGAAAUUGUGCCUUUUACCGAUCGAGAUAGAUCCAGGAACCAUCGAAGCGCGUCCGUCAUCAACCCCCGACCAAGACGUGACCUAUGGUAUGUAA